This is a messenger RNA of Rana temporaria (common frog), 3050 nucleotides long. RefSeq names its product XPC complex subunit, DNA damage recognition and repair factor (gene XPC). Gene Ontology annotation, cellular component: cytoplasm; XPC complex; nucleus. The transcript has 16 exons. Lineage: Eukaryota; Metazoa; Chordata; Amphibia; Anura; Ranidae. Gene Ontology annotation, molecular function: single-stranded DNA binding; damaged DNA binding. Gene Ontology annotation, biological process: mismatch repair; nucleotide-excision repair. Bases 50 to 2821 code for a protein of 923 amino acids. The record is from RefSeq and is a predicted model, not a curated record.
GGGUUUGUUACACAACAGAGGCAUGUGAGGACGGAGGGGAGCCACCGGGAUGGCAAAGAGAGGCGGCGGGGAGUCCGGGGGACCGAGCGGGGGGAAGAGAGCCAGGAGAGCCCCCGCCAAGAGGAGAGAGGAUGAGAAGGCGGACGUUUCCGAUGACGGGAAGGUGUCUCGGAAGAGACGCAGAAGCUCGGCGCCAGGUGGUAAAACCACAAAGAAGGCUGAUGGGGGCGGAGAGAUCGCGGCAAAGAGAGGCGCCAGAAAAACAAAGAAAACCACAACGAUUAAAUCUGAAGACACGGAGAGGGAGAUCGAAGCCUUGCUGAGUUUGGAAGGGAAAGUCCUGGAUGUGACUGUGAUAGAAGACAGCAGUGCGGAGGACAGCGAUGAGGAAUGGGAGGAUGUGGAAGAGCUCAACGAGCCGACUCUGGAGUCGUUGCAGGCCUCCACCUCUGCUGACCGGGAGCCCUCGGUGAAGCCGGUACAGAUCGAGAUCGAGACCGCGGAGGCAGCAAAGAAAAGACUGAUGAAGGAGAAGAGGAAGGCGGAAUUUGCUGCUUAUCUGCGCAGAAUGAUGACCCGCUUCAGCAAGGAGCUUCGUGAAGAUACACAUAAGGUCCACCUCCUCUGCCUCCUGGCCAAUGGCGUUUACCGCAGCAACACCUGCAACUCACCCGAUCUCCAGGCCGUGGCGCUGUCUGUUGUUCCCGCCAAGUUUGCCAACAUUCCAGCUGCUAGGGUGGAUGUGGUGUACCUGACCAACCUGGUGAAAUGGUUCGCAUCGACCUUCACCCUGAAUCCUGAAAUGUCAUUGGAUGAACAAGAAUCUUUGUCCGGUACCUUGGAGCGGAGGUUUGGGGUGUACGGAGUGAGAGACGCCGAGGAAAUGGUUCAUCUUUUCCUGAUCCUCCUGCGAGCUCUGCAGCUUCUGAGUCGGUUGGUGUUGUCACUGCAGCCCAUCCCUCUGAAGGAGCCUUCUGCCAAGACGAAACGUACUUCUACAGGGAAGUCAUCCUCUAAAACGACAAAGAAAUCCUCCAAACCCAGGAGGCCUUCUAAAUCUAAAUCAAAAGCGAAGCCCCUAAAAAAGAAGCAGCUGAAACAAGAGAACGCGGUUUUUGGUGACGCCGAUGAGGACGAGACUCCAGUGGCAGCAGAAAAAUCUGUGAAAGAGGCCAACAAAUCAAAGAAGAUGGCUAAGAAGGCCCAAGCCAAGAGUGAUGAGGAAGCCAGGCCGAGACCCGGCCCCAAAAACAAGCUCCGGAGAAAAGCAGCCUCUAAAAUCUCAUACAAGGAAGAAAGCGAAAGCGGGGCGGCCAGCAGCGGUUCUGAAUUUGCCUGCAGUGACAGCGAGGCCAAGGAGGACAGCGAGGACAGCGAUUCCUCCGACGCGGACGAGCCUGUGUGGAAAGUUGCAAGUCCCUCAAAUCAGAACACAAAGAACUCUGCAAUAGUACCAUCAAAGAGCCCGGGACAGCCCAAAGCAAAAAGUUCUCCCAAAAAGGACGAUGCCCAGCCGACAGGAAGAGGCAAGGUCAUCUCAUCAGAUGAUGACGUUGAGGAGAUCCCACCGGCCCCCAGAGGCAGCGAUCAGUGGUUGGAAGUCUACCUGGAGAAGGAGGAGAGGUGGAUCUGUGUGGACUGCCUCCAUGGGACGGUGAACAAGCCUUCAACGUGCUUCAAGGCUGCCACCAAGCCCGUCGUCUACGUGGUGGGGAUCGAUAACUCGGGCCACAUGAACGACGUGACGCGCAGGUACGAUCCGGAGUGGAUGACCAAAACCCACAAACGCCGCGUCGAUCCGGAGUGGUGGGAAGAGACGCUGAUGCCUUUUAGAAACCGUGACAUGAAACUGGAAGAUCGAGAAGAAGCCGAGUUUGAAUCUAAAUUACUGGAUAAACCACUGCCAACCUCAAUCACAGAAUAUAAGAAUCAUCCCCUGUACGCCUUGAAGAGACAUCUACUGAAAUACGAGGCGAUCUACCCAGAAUCUGCCGCCGUCCUGGGCUACUGCCGAGGGGAAGCCGUCUAUUCCAGGUCGUGUGUUCAGACGCUGCACUCCAAAGACACCUGGCUGAAGGAGGCCCGUGUGGUGCGGCUGGGAGAAGUGCCUUACAAGAUGGUGAAAGGACAGUCCAACCGAGCGCGGAAAGCCCGUAUGGCGGAUCCAGAGAGCAGGGACAGCAAUGACCUCGCUCUGUUUGGCCCGUGGCAGACGGAGGAUUAUCAGCCGCCUGUCGCUGUGGACGGGAAGGUUCCCCGCAAUGAGUUUGGAAACGUUUACCUGUUCAAGCCUUGCAUGUUGCCGAUCGGCUGCGUUCAACUGCAAAUGCCGAACCUGCACCGCGUGGCCAGGAAGCUGGACAUCGACUGCGUCCACGCCAUCACCGGAUUUGACUUCCACGGCGGAUACUCGCACCCUGUGACGGACGGUUACAUCGUGUGUGAGGAGCACAAGGACAUCCUGAUGGGCGCCUGGGAGAACGAACAGGUUGACAUUGAGCGCAAGCAGAAGGAGAAGCGGGAAAAGCGAGUUUGGGGAAACUGGAAGCUGCUGAUCAAGGGACUUCUGAUCCGGGAGAGAUUAAAAGCACGCUAUGGCAAUAAGGAUGCAGAUCAUUCACACGCAGCAUUCGGGGGGGAAGAAGGAUUCUCAUCUGAUGAGGAGGCAAAACCAUCAUCCGAGACCCCAGCCCAGGACACCGCCAUCUCCUGGCCUCAAAACCGCCAGACCGAGGAACUGCAGGUGGGGAAAGCUAAACGAAAGAGCAAGAGGGAGAAGAAGGGGGAGGAGAAACAUUUGUUCCCAUUUGAGAAACUCUGACAACAUCAAUGCUAUAAAUCCCCACCAAUCAAGGACCAUCAGGGGGACUACAUGUCCCAGCAUGCUUCAGCAGCUGGGAGGAAUCGGGGUUGUUUUAAGGCUGAAGUCCUUUCUAUUUCUAAUGACUGACAAUGGUUUUCUCUAAUGUAGAGAUAAUAGAUUUGUUUUAUAUUGAAAAGAUAAAGUCAUGUACAUUUUCCAUUCAUAAAAAUAAAUACAAAUUUGUAAA